AUGUCAGACGAUGAAGCAGAUCCCGAACUGCUUGAGCUGCUCCGUCAAUCCCUCGGACUAGGACGGCCUACCAAGUCAGGCCCACAAGUAGACACCUGUGUGCUCUCAGGAGCGAAGCAUACCUUUGACAACUCUGUCGACGUCGCCUUAGACCCUUUGAGAACCAAGGCUGCUGCAGAGACUAUCUGGCAGAUGAUGCAGAAGAAGCAGUAUUCGACGAAGAAGUGGGGGGAGCAUGAACUGCACCCGCAGACCAAGGAUGAGAGUACGGUCAACUUCAUCUUCACGAUGGAUUUGUUGAAUUUUAGCUUUUGGUCCGAUGAGACGGAUGAGUCGAAGCAGUUUGCUAUUGAAUAUCGAGGGAAGAGAUGGAAGGGGUAUUGGAGUCUUGUUGCUGCACUGCAAAGGGCGCUGGAUGAAGAGAUCCCAAUUACGAGUUCGGAUUUCUGGAAGAAUGAAGAUGAAUGUACAGAGGAGGUAUUGCGACAUGUCUUCAAGUCUGCAACGGACGAGGAAAUACCGCUCUUUCAAGAACGUCUCAAUUGUCUCCGUGAGGCUGGGGAAAUUCUACACGAUAAAUACCUCUGCAGCUUCACAACCUGCAUCGAAGAAGCUAAUGGUUCUGCGGCAGUCCUUGUGAACCUGCUAGCCGACAACUUCCCCUGCUUCAGGGACAAGACUCGAUUCGAAGGGAAAGAAGUGCGCUUUUACAAGCGAGCUCAGAUCCUCGUCGCAGAUCUCUGGGCAUGUUUUCGUGGCAAAUCCUAUGGUAGAUUCCACGACAUUGACAAACUAACAAUGUUUGCAGACUACCGCAUCCCGCAAAUGCUGCACACCCUCGGCUGCCUCCUCUACUCUCCCCCCCUCGAAUCGCACAUCCGCCAAAAAAAGCUCUUGCCAAGCGGGCACAGAUGGGAAACCGAACUACGCGGCACAAGCAUAUGGUGCGUCGAGCUGAUCCGCCGCCAUAUCGAAAAGCAGCAUUCCGACAUGAUGAAGCCGGGCGCGUAUGCAGAGUUGACGCCGCCAUUGACCACCGCCUGCGGGUCUGCAGUGGCGUCGGGGUCUGUAUCGGUUAGAGGCGGAGAUGAGGAGAAGGAGGGAGAUGAUUCUGCGAGGGAGGUUGGUGUUGAUGAAGGUGGGGCUGAGGGAGAUGACGUGCAGCCAUUAGGAGUCAAUGCGGUGCUGAUUGAUUUUCUGCUGUAUGAUACGGCGAAGGAGCUGGAGAGUCAGGGGAAGGAGAGCAUUCCACAUCAUCGGACGAGGAGUAUUUGGUAUUGA
Paracoccidioides brasiliensis Pb18 is the source of this 1281-nucleotide messenger RNA. RefSeq lists its product as uncharacterized. The record is from RefSeq and is a predicted model, not a curated record. The coding region runs from base 1 to 1281 and encodes 426 amino acids. The transcript has 4 exons.